Gaeumannomyces tritici R3-111a-1 is the source of this 540-nucleotide messenger RNA. RefSeq lists its product as hypothetical. The record is from RefSeq and is a predicted model, not a curated record. Lineage: Eukaryota; Fungi; Ascomycota; Sordariomycetes; Magnaporthales; Magnaporthaceae. Bases 1 to 540 code for a protein of 179 amino acids. The transcript is spliced from 3 exons.
AUGCAAUGUAUGCCACGUAGGGAUGCAAGGUUAGGCGCUUGCUCUCAUCCUACCACUUCGUGGGUUUCUCUGGGUGUUUGCUUUUCUGCCUUGCUGGGUGGGUAUUGCAUGCAAGGCGAAAGCGCCUGGUCUUUCGACAUCCGCUGGGCUGUAUGUGAGGAUGAACGCCGAUCGUUUGGUGACCUUGUGAAUGGCAGAGCAAACCAAACUGAGGGUGGUCUUCCGAUAGGGCCGGGUCUGGUAUUUGGCUGCAGCUCGCAGGGACUUGGCUGCUUCGAAUUUAUUGACAGCGGGCUCCUCGUCGAGCCUGCUUGCCGCUCUAUCCGGCCGGAGGAACGGAAUUCCGGCGGUUAUAGCCAAAGCCAUGGCGAAUCAUCUGUCUGGAAAGAGCAUGUGGGACUGUGGACUGGGGGCAGCAAAGGACAGUACCGGAGCAGGCCGAAGCCACGGUUGAAAAGCCGGAUAGUGUCUGAACCGGACGGGGGUCCAUGGCGGCUGGGAGGUUCAGCUGGCCCGGGCCCAGAAUCCGGGCGCCUCUGA